This is a messenger RNA of Trichogramma pretiosum, 1344 nucleotides long. RefSeq lists its product as uncharacterized. The record is from RefSeq and is a predicted model, not a curated record. The coding region runs from base 166 to 726 and encodes 186 amino acids. Lineage: Eukaryota; Metazoa; Arthropoda; Insecta; Hymenoptera; Trichogrammatidae. The transcript is spliced from 3 exons.
GCUUCAUCGAUAUCGGAUUAGAUUUAGAACUAAUUAAUUCAGUUUUGGUCCUAGAACGCGUACGAUAACUAUCUCGCUUAAGAGAUUAUACAAAUUUUAUACGAAAUAAAAUUACUUUGUGACAAUUUUCGAUAGCAUCCUCGAGAAUAAAUUGAAUUCUCAACAAUGUCUUUCGUUAAUUAUUAUUCCGUGGGGGCAUUUUUCUUAACGAGUUUAGUAUUUGUUUUAUACGCACCGAGUGAUUGUGAUCAAUUCAAUAGAACAAGAAAAAAGAAUCGCAAAAGUAAAAAUGUGGCGUCAAAAAUCAGGGAAGAGUACAGUGGUAUCAAUUGGGAAAAUUGGAAGUUAUUAAAAUCGUACCUAGACGAUUUAUUGGUGGGCCACAAUUAUUGGCAGUUGGGUAACGAUGAUACAGAGUCCGAAGACACAGAGGAAAUCAUCGAUGCCAACAAUAAUCUCCGCUCUGUAUCCGAAUACGUCGAUGCUGCUUCGCAACUACACAAAUAUGAUUCUUACCUGGAUGAUAGUACCAAAUAUUAUGAAUCGGGACAUCUAUUCAACAAAGUCGAAGAGAAGAAGCACAGAACAUUAAAAAAUCAUUUACAAGGUAUGUUGAAUCGCACAAAGAACGCAUUCAAAAGUCACGCCAAAAAGAUUAACAGCAAGUUUAAUAAAACGAACAGCUACGUGGCGCUCAAUUCAGAUCAAUCAAAAUGGUCGAAAUAAACGAUUCAGUUAUUUAUAUAAAAUUAUUACUUUUAUUUUCAAUCCAAAGAAUUGUAUGGCAACCAAGAAGAAAAUUAUGCCAGUUAUAAACAAAUGAAUUAUCAAAUAUUUGUUGCGAUUUGAUAUACGUCUAUUAAAACGAAAUAUCAAUGGUAUUUUAAAUUAUCAAAAAACGUUUCAUUCAAUGGAAAUGAUGAACGAAAAAACACAAUGUAUUGACUUGAUUGUUUUUAUUUUAGAAUUUAUUUUCCGAUAUGGAAAUUUGUUCUUUUAUUAUUAUAGUCAUUAUUAUGUUUUUGACAUAUAUUUCACUCAAGAUGUAUGAUCAUUUUGUUAAUUAAUCAUUUAUACGUAUUAAUCAACGUAAGAAACGGAAUGCGUUCAAAUUGUAUUCUAGAUUACGAAUGAUCUUUUUUAAUUAAAUUUUUUUCAGAAAAAUAAUGAUAGCUGCGAAAAUAUGUAACUGAUCAUUAUUUGUUCCGAAAAAAAAUGAAAAGUAAACGAUUGUAUCGAAAAAAAGGUUGUUAGGAAAAUAGUUUUCAAUAAUGUUAAUGAACGCAUGAAAGUUAAUUUUUAUUUUUUACUAUAUUAAAUAAAUUUAGUAACAAUAUCACAAAA